Molecule: messenger RNA, 6876 nt
Organism: Pseudogymnoascus verrucosus
Lineage: Eukaryota; Fungi; Ascomycota; Leotiomycetes; Thelebolales; Thelebolaceae
Exons: 10
Coding region: 368-6658 (2096 amino acids)
Biological process (GO): proteolysis; carbohydrate metabolic process
Molecular function (GO): hydrolase activity, hydrolyzing O-glycosyl compounds; serine-type endopeptidase activity; chitin binding
Source: RefSeq, a predicted model, not a curated record
CGCUCCGUAGGAGGAUCGACCAGCGGAGAGCUCCCGCGCAGCCCUGAGGUACGCUGUAGAACAUUCACCCUUAUUUCAGGGAAAUUGGAUCGUCGUGUCUUCGCUGGGGAUUUUACAUACGUCAAAAUCCUGGAGAACAGGUGAAUUAGCCAGGUGAUUUGCCGUCAAGUGAAGGUGAUGCAGGGAUACCGAGUAUGGGGGUAAAGGGACUGACUGUGGUGCUCGCUCUGGCUUGGCUUGGCAAACAUGACCGUCGACGUAUAUAUAGCUGACUAUGUAGUUCUGUUUGGAGUUCACUUUAACCAGAGUGCGUUUCCUCUGACAGGUGCUAAGCAUCUAGCCAAACAGCGCUGCACUAUCCGACACGAUGAGGCUCGACGGUCGUCUCGUCGCCGUGCUGGUGGCGACAGCUUGGGAGCUGGCUGUUCCCGCCCAGGCACAGUUCACCUUCGCCAACAAUAACACCAAUCAUCUAGCGUUCUUCCCAGGUCUACUCCAUCCCGAGACAACAUCAUCCAGAGCCUAUUGUCCUGCAUCAUGUGCCGCCGCCGGCCCAACCAGUUUCUCCUGGUCUCGAAUCCUCUCAAUAGAGGAAUUGGAAAGAUGUGAACACACAGUCAUCUUCGAAGCCAUGCUGCGUUUCCCUUUGGAAUUGCCCGGCCGGCAGACAGUCCUCAGGGCAUGCACUUCAAGCAUCAUGGAUCCCGAGGGGGUCUCUGGCACCUACGGCCCACUGGCACUGUCCAACGCCGAUGUGGUCAACACGACGGCCCAAGUUCAAACCGGCUGGGCUGGUCGCCCAGCGUCUCAGCUGGCUGUUUCCCAGAUUGUCGAAUCUGCACUCAAGCUCCAGCAUCAGGUCGCACUGAACCCCAACAACCGCCUGACAGCCGUCUUUGCCAAGUCCGGCAAGACCAUUGUUGGACUCUACGCUGGCGGCCAAGUUCACAGAUCCUCAGUUGCCUCCCUCAUGAACGAUUUUAUCCAGCGUGUUGCCGAGGUGGACAUGCCUUCGCGCCUGACUAUGCAAGUCUGCGGCCCGACCGGCAAUAGCUCGGCCGCACUUGUCUUUGGAAUGGUAGCAGAUGCCGACGGAGACCUGCAGAGUGUCCACAAAGCACUCAGUGGCUGGGCUGAGGGCGAGUGUGCAGAUGGCUUCGAUGGCAGCAGUACCGCCCAGAACCAGACGAUGGCGCUCAUCUCUGCUGUGCCACUUGUACAAGAUUCGACUACAGAUCCGCUCUCAAAUCAGACACUGACGAACAGUACAUCGUUGCUGAGUCGCCACCGGCGGUAUGCCGACGUCAAGCAACCUCACCAGCCUCUGCAUCGGACGAGGCGCCGCGCGGGUUCCUGUCGCGUAGCCAAGGUCAACUUCGGUGACAGUUGCUGGUCCAUUGCCGAAGAGAAGUGCGGCAUCUCCUUGGAUAACCUGUACACUUUCAAUGGGAUCGACGAUGCAUACUGUGGCAAUAUGGCGACUGGGGACGAACUGUGUUGCUCUGCUGGAGAGGCCCAGUUCUCUGUAAUGGCUGCUGACGACGAAUGCGAAUACACCAUGGUCGAAGAGGUUGAUAGUUGUCCAGCUAUUGCCAAGCGCUGCAACAUCCCUUUGAAAACGCUCGUAGAAUACAACGGCGGCGACGAAACAGCUUUCUGCAACUUUUUGAUGCCCAAGACGGCCGUGUGCUGUUCUAAGGGCGAAAAGCCAGACUUAAAACCCCAACCACAGAAGAACGGAGAUUGUGCUGUGCACGAAGUCCAGAAAGACGACGGAUGCUGGGCCAUCGCCGACCAAUAUUACCUUACCCAGAAAGAGAUCCAAGAGCUCAAUGUCGGCAAGACUUGGGGCUGGGCUGGUUGCGGGCAGCUUUUAGCUGACCAGAAAAUCUGCAUCAGCAAAGGGACUCCCCCAAUGCCAGUCCAAGUUCAAAACGUCACAUGCGGCCCACAGGUUAUAGGCACGGUGAGACCUGCGGACGGUACAAACAUCACGGAUCUCAACCCGUGCCCCUUGAACGUCUGCUGCUCAGGAUGGGGAUAUUGCGGUUUGACCGAGGAGUUUUGCGUCGACACAAGUAUAGACAACACUCCUGGUACGCAUGAACCGGGCACGAACGGUUGUAUCUCCAAUUGCGGCAAGAUUGAAAUCAUCAACAACGACACUCCCCCGAAGAACUUUAUUCGUGUGGGGUAUUUCGAGGCCUGGAAUGGCAACCGUCCUUGCCUCAACAUGGAUGUCACAGAAGUCAAAGACCCCAUUACGCACAUUCACUUCGCAUUUGGUCAUAUUAGCGAGGAUUUUGUUCCUAGUACCGCCUCCGACGUUACCGAGCAGUGGUCAAAGUUCCUGGGAAUGACAGGUCCGAAAAAGAUUAUGUCAUUUGGAGGAUGGGCAUUCUCUAACGAGCAGGGCACAUCGCAUAUCAUGCGCCAGGGCGUCACGCCUGGCAACAGACAAAAGUUCGCUGAUAAUAUCGUCAAGUUUGUUGUUGAUAAUAACCUCGAUGGCGUUGAUUUCGACUGGGAGUACCCUGGGGCUGAUGAUAUUGAAGGGUCUGAUCCUGGUAUGAAAGAGGAUGGUGUGAACUAUCUGAAAUUCUUGACACUGGUCCGUAAUGGUCUACCUGCGGAGAAGUCUUUGGCUAUUGCGGCUCCGGCAUCUUACUGGUACCUACGCCACUUUCCGAUCGAAAAUAUGGCCAAGAUUCUCAGUUAUAUCGUCUUCAUGACGUAUGAUUUGCACGGUCAAUGGGAUUAUAGCAGUAAAUGGGCGAGUACGGGUUGCGCGAAUGGCGAUUGUUUGCGCUCACAUGUCAAUGUCACCGAGACGAUCAACUCUCUUGCCAUGAUUACCAGAGCCGGAGUGCCCUCCAACAAAGUCAUCGUGGGUAUUACGAGCUACGGGCGUAGCUUCAAGAUGGCCGACGCCAACUGCUGGGGGCCAUCGUGCCUGUAUCUCGGCCCGCGAAACAACUCGCCGGCUCAACCCGGAAAGUGUACCGACACGGGGGGUUAUAUCGCCAACGGCGAAAUCGAGGAGAUCAUCAAGAGCAAGGCUGCGCCAUUUCAGCAAAUCUACGACGAAGAGUCUGACUCUGACAUCCUCAUCUACAACAAUGUCGAGUAUGUUGGCUACAUGAGCCAGGAGACCAAGGAUCGUCGUGUCAAACUGUACAAGGGGCUCAAUUUUGGCGGCGCAACGGACUGGGCUGUUGAUCUCAUGGGCGAUACCUCACCGGGGUCUGACGAGGACGUGGUGUACAUCGGCACGCCAGUCUACACGUAUCCAUCAAUGGGGUGCACCGCGCCUUGUACUAUUGUCCUCCCCCCAAGCACCUUGGCCUCACCUUCUGUCAUCUCGAUUUCUCCGUACACGACAUCGCUGCAGGUUGGCACGACCACAACGACAAUCACGAUCAAGGUGCCGGCCAAGACAAUCGACGAAGUCCCCUUCUAUAACGUUCCGAUUCCCUCGGACGUCGGAACUCAGACGGUCGUUCAGCCGUACCCUUCCAUCACACUUUCUCCUACGAGCGUACCUGUGACGUGGGUUAGCGAGGGCACAACCAAGACAACCACGAGGACCAUCUUCCUUCCGCCAUGGCCUCAAGUUACGCAAGGACCUCCUUCAUCCUGGAGCGAUACCGUCUCACCUUCCAACAUUCCCACAACGACAGAUGACUCAAUUCCCGACCCGCCAGAGCCCACCGUCCCAUUCCCGACGUGGACCGAUUGGUACAAGAUUCCACACAAGAUCCAACCCGUGACAGAACCGCCCCAAGAUGACGAUGACGACGACGAUGAUGACGAUGAUGUAGUGAUUAUCCCGUGCGCUUUGUGGUUCUUCUCUACCUGUAUCAAGAUUGGCAAAUUCGAAAUCAAGGGAUGGAAAUUGAGAAUCCCCGAGGGCAUCAUCGGACCUGGACCGCCUCCUCCUGGGCUUAUUCCCUGGCCGAGCGGAUGGCAAUGGAAAGGGCCGGGCUUGCCACCUUGGCCUAAGAUUACAAUUGGGCCAGGCUCCAAACCCACGGGCAUUCCCGAGAAGCCUGGGCAAUGUGAGACGAAAUCAGCAUCUGUGUGCAUGACAACUACUUCUUAUGAGUUGGAGGAUAAGGGAACGACCACCGUCACCGUCACUUCGCGGGUGGUUGAGACUUGCGCGACGAUCUUCGGCUGCGCGGUCGAGGGCUACGACGAGGCGACGGCGACAGAUGACAUUUCCUGCGCUCUUCCGAAAAGAACCGUGGCCGCAGCACUGGCCUAUGAUGCCACCCCUACCCUUGGGCCUGGCGCCGCGCAGCCGUCCGUGACUAGCAGCAUCGAGCUCCCCCAUGCAUCCUUGGACACUCGUUCAUCAGCGCUUGUACACCUGGGCCGGCGAGCCGGCGAGGACGACGAGGCCUCCUGGGACGACGAUAUCAGUCUCGCAACCCAGUGGUUCUGCGCCAGGAAUGAUGUCAUUAUCUUCACCAAGCAAGUGUGGGACUCUGACGAUGACAAUUCUGCAUUAGCCAAGCGCCUAACGAGGUUGAAAGACGGACAGGCGACAACAGUAGUCACGCGGAUCCAGUCUAGCAUGAUGGGCUUCACGGCAUUUUGGCAUGUUUCGAGCCUGCCCGUGGCCUUGCAUGCCAAGCUUCUCAAGAUGAAGGCGGUCGAGGUGAUUUACGAUCCCUCAAACUUCAGGAAAAAGGCCUGGUACCCUGCAACUGGCAUGGAGCCCAUAGCGGCGCGCAGCGUAGAUGUUGAUGUUGAUGACGACGACCCGGACAACACUGGCGAAAAGGAGAACUCCGGCAACAUUAUUUCAAAGAGGGCGGUAACUCAGUACACGGACUGGGCCAACUCUCAGAUCUCUGUGCCCCCUUACGUGGACGACUGGGCCACCAACACCGACUUCAGCAUCAACCCGGGUGCGGGCCAGGACACCUCGAUGCACAAGUUUCAUUUCCACGAGUCGGCGGGUGAACAGCAGUACAUCUACAUUGUCGAGUCUUGCGUUGAUGCGACACAUCCCGAGUUCAUUGGCAUCCGGGUAGCCGGUGCUCUCCGCACACAGAACUGGGGUAGUGAAUACAGCGAUGACUGUACGCACGGGACUGCCGUCUCAGCCAUGGCGGUCGGCACCAACCUAGGUGUCGCACGCAAGUCGAUCCUGGUGCCAGUGCAUACAGGAUCUCGUCUGGUCAGCGGCUCAGAACCGGCCGAGCGUUACCUCGAGGCGCUGGUACUGGUCCUCGACGAUAUAAUGAGCACCAGCGUUCCCAAGGAAGGCAAGGCGGUCGUCAGCAUGUCAUGGAGCAUCGGUGCCGGAGCGGUGCCCAAGGCCUUUGGACGCGUCAUGCAGGCGGUCCUCGAGGAGAUUGCAGACAACGGCGUCGUGCUCGUCGCGGCAUCAGGCAACAACCGCCCCAAGGGAGGCACGGCAGAUUCGGGCUUCCCCCAGCGCGUCAUGAGCCAGGGUCGACUGGCCGAGUCGUCUCUCGUCGUCGGAGCAACAGACGGGGCCGCGCGGCUGGCACCCUUCAGCGAGCGCUUCAGCGACAACCAGCUGAACCGCAUCAUCCACGCCCCGGGCCAGAAGCUCAAGACGGCCGUCAUGGGCGCCACGCACAAAUGGGACUCGGGCACGUCGUACGCGGCGCCAAAGGUGGCCGGGCUCGUGGCCUACUACCGCGCGCUCCCAUCGCGGUGGAAGGACCAGCUGACAGUCGCCAGCAGCGUCAAGCGUCUUGUCCAGCUGUUCGAGAGAAAUCUCAGGAUCAAUGACGGCCCGUGGAAGGACGUGAACCCGGAUGCUCGCACCGUCAAGUUCAUCUGGAACGGCCAGGUGCUCGAUCAGUCAUGCCUUAUCAACGGUCAAGAUCUUCGGUACAACAAAAAGCUGGUGUGUCCAGUCAUCCCGGAUGACCUCGGCACUUGUCCCCUGAUCAACCGCCGGGCUAGCGGUGGCGAUGGGGGUAGCCAGUUCGAUCGCCGUGCCUGCGAGCCUCCCCCGGGCGGCCCUGGAAACGGCGACAAUGGAGAUGGCGGCGGCGGCGGCGAGAUUGGCGGUAUUCCGGUGCCCCCGCCCAUCACAUGGCAGCCUGGCCCGGCGCAGCCCACGUGCGAGCACAACUGCGGCGUCCGCUGCGAGGGCUACUACUGCAUCCCGACACCCACUGGCUCGCCUCCAGACUUUACCGAGCCGAGCCCUCCGCCGCCUGAAGAAACUGAAGAACCUGAGGAGCCUGAGGAGCCUGAGGAGCCUGAGGAGCCUGAGGAGCCUGAGGAGCCCCCCUUCCCCACGAGCCCACCAACAUUCUACCUCGCCGAUGUGACCUGGGCCUCCGAGCUCUCGGUUGGCUGGUUUGCACAGGGUAUCAAGCUGUCUGACUGGGGCGAUUGCGAUGGGAUGGACAAACCUGCUGACAAGCUCGAUGGCGCCAAGGGAGACUGGCCUGGGUACCCGUGGCCCGAGGAGGAGUUCACCGGCGAGCUUUGCGAGCAGAAGAUGCGGUAUAGGCGCAAGGACUCUGGUGACUAUGACGUGUUUGACGAAGAUUCCGACAAGCAGAUUGGCGUCUGCACAGAAGCCCCAGAGGCAACGAAGGUCUGUGGUAUCUGGAUUCAAGACACAUUCAAUCGGGCGUACCAAUGCACAGGUGCUUGCUGAGCGGUGCCGAGGUGAUGGUGGGAGAGUACCCAGGGACAUGUGUAAAGUGGUGCAAAAGGACAUCCAAAACAAUUUGGGAAGCAUAUGUCUGUUCAAAUGUAAUGAAAAACUAGGGGGUUUGUUUUCUCCUGGCGUUCUCAUACAAAAUCCAAGACGGGAAAUUUGAGUAAAAACAUUAGAGUAAUAUGUGUGCUAGGUAAUAAGACAUUAAUUUCGGG